UAAGGGAUGCUGUGAACAAUUUAUCUUUACCAAGCAACAUCACGAAUGACACUGUGCUGACAAGCUUAAAUUUGACCACAGGAUGCUAUGCAACAUUAACUGGACAACAGCUUUGUCAGUGUGAGGAACAGUUUGCAUGGCCAUGUGACUUCUGUGACACUUUUGGUGCAUGUAGCGAUGACAAUCCAGAAACCUGCGACUGCAUAAAUGCCAUUCCUCACAUUGAUCAAUACUGUGAGCCAAUCUCACUUAUCCCCCCAUGUCCACUACCACCACAACCAAUAGAAGCAUCAGUGGACAUUGUCCUCACAGUGUUUGAUCCAAAUAACGCGGACACAUCAGAGUUGUUUGAUCAGCUGAGGGUUGCUGUGAACAGUUUAUCUUUACCAAGCAACAUCACGAAUGACACCGUGCUGACAAGUUUACAAUUGACGACAACCUGUUUCCUGAGUUCUCUCGGAGAACAGCAGUGUCUGUGUGAGGAACAGUAUAUAUGGCCUUGUGAAUUCUGUGAAACAUUUCAAGCAUGCAGCGAUACCAGUCCACUAACCUGCACCUGCAUAAAUGGAUUUCCUCCAAAUGGGCAAUUUUGUGACUUAGACACAAAUAACACUCAAUGUCCACCUCCUACUACUCCAAUAACCACUGUUACCCCUACAAGUCCUUUAACGCCCCUUCAGCCAGACGUCAGGUCAUUGUCAGUCAUCAUGGACAUUGAGUUUGAUCCACUGUUCAACGACGUAACCAAUCCUGUUUACGUGACGUUUUCCAAUGUCAUAAAUACACAAGCUGAAAUUCACAUUCCAGAAUUUUUGUCAGCAGAGAUAACUAGCUUCAGCCCUGGUAGUACCAUAGGUAACUUUGACAUUACUUCAAGUAGCACAAUUCAAGACCCGGAUGUUGAGGCGCUUCUGGCAGCAAUAUUAAAUUCCCUUCGGAACUCGUUUCCUGUGGUGUUUGAAAGCCCUGUUGCCUUAGAUUUUCAACCACCUGUAGUAUUUAAUGGGCAGACUCUGGUUGUGACGUCUGGGCCACCACCAGGCGAGCUACAGUUUCUUGUGACAUCGGUAGAGUGGCGGCGUGAUAAUGUUCUAAUCGUAGAAGACGAACAACACAUCAUUUCACAAGAUGAAGGAGUGGCAACACUUACUAUUAUGAAUUACUUUUUCACUAACAAUGGACUCUAUGAAUGUGAGCUGCUUGGCCCAAAUUUUACUUUCCGGCAGCGUUCUAAUGGAGAAUUCACGCUUCUUGAAACACCCAUAAUAUGGGUACGUCCGCUCUUAACGAGUACCAUGUGUGAGGUCGGGCAGCAAGUGUCACUGGAGUGCUCAGUCCAGAGCCCCUUCCAGGUGGAGUUUCCAGCUAUACCAAAUGCAGGCAUAGGUUCUACAAUCCAAAAUCAGCUGACAAUCACAGACUGCAGUAUUACAGAACUGAUGGUGAUUUGUCAAGUGAAUAACUUCAAUGAAUUUAGACAAGAGAUAAGAGUGAUGUUGUUCACAGAUGUUGUAUUCACGUGUGUUGAUGAUCCUGAUUUUGGAAGCGGAUUUUUAAAUGACACGGGCAGAGCUUCUUGUAGAGCUGGUGAUGUGGGAGAGGUGACAGCCAUUUGCAGGGAAAGUGGGGAUUGGGAAGAUCGACAAGACAACUGCAUCAACGGGAGGAUUGUGCCCCUACUCAUUCAAUCAAUGUUUUUGACUGAGGCGGAUUUGCCUGAAUUCCUGGACGCACUCAGCCAAAACACUCUGGAUCUAAGUCUGGAAGUGGCUGGCUCUCCUAACAACAUUGUGGCCAUUGUUUCAAUUCUCGACAAUGUAGGAAUCUUUGUAACAGAAUCUUCCAUUGACAUAAGUCAGGAAUCUAUGGAGGAUGUCCUAUUAACUGUAGGUGUACUCACCAUAAAUGAGGCAAGGCCAUCGUGGGACUUUCUGAACAUUCGAGCGGUCACGGAGAUCCUGGGACCAAGAAUUGUCAGACCCAGAAAUGAAAGUGUCAGCUCCUUAUUAUUGUUUUCCCUGGAGUUGAUAACAAGCAGGCUCAUAAAUGCCUCUUUUUCCAUUGAAACCCCUUUGAUUCUCUUGAACAAAACAACAUUCACCAACAGUUUCAUUGGGGAUUUUAAUUCUACAGUGGAGAUAGACAUACCAGACACUGAUGCGACCACAAACCUAACAGUGAUAACCUUUGAAUCCAUGGAUAAUGUACUUCCUCCAAGAGAUGAGAACAACUCUACAGACAGGGCCAUUAACGGAAGAGUGGUACUCCUGCAGUCUAGUACCAUAGUUGACAAUAUCACAUUUGUUUUUGACAUUAUCAAUGAGACUCUAACGACGCCUCAGUGUGUGUUCUGGAACUUUAGUCUCUUUGAAGGUCUUGGAGGAUGGGACGAUGAAGGAUGCGAAUUGGUUGUAAGAGAAAACGAAACUGUCACAUGUCGAUGCGACCACCUGACCUCAUUCUCAAUGCUCAUGUCACCCUUUGUUCCAAGAAACCGUGUGUUGGAUUUCAUAACCUUCAUUGGCGUUGCUAUUUCCAUGGCAUCCUUAGUCAUAUGCCUCAUUAUCGAAGCGGCCAUAUGGAAAAAAAUCAAAAGAAGCUCCACUUCGUACCUGCGCCACGUUUCUAUUGUUAACAUUGCAGUGUCGCUCCUGAUUGCAAACAUCUGGUUCAUAAUUGGCUCUUCUAUCUCCGAGGGAGAGAUGAGGAAUCCAAGGGCCUGCACUGCUGUUACCUUUUUCAUCCAUUUGUUCUACCUAGCCCUUUUUUUCUGGAUGUUUGCUUCAGCCCUGUUGUUGUUUUACCGCACAGUCAGCGUCUUUGAGGGACUUUCGAAAAGAGCUAUGAUGGCCAUUGGAUUCUCUCUUGGCUAUGGGGCCCCACUGCUGAUCGCGAUCAUUACUAUAGCUGUAACUGCACCAGAAAAUACUUACAUCCAGGAAACUGUGGUUUGCUGGCUCAACUGGAACCAGUCCAGAGCUCUGCUGGCGUUUGUGGUUCCGGCACUGCUUAUAGUGUUCAUAAACCUUGUGAUCCUAAUUGUGGUGAUUGUAAAAAUACUGCAGAGUCGGGGGAUGACACACACAGCACAACAGGAUGACAAGUACGAUCUGGUGGUAAUUGUUCGGAGUUUGGCCGCCCUCACACCCUUUUUUGGAAUAACUUGGAGUCUUGGAGUUGGAACCCUUGUUAACCCACGUAAUCUUGGAAUCCACAUUGCCUUUGCAUUCUUCAAUUCUCUGCAGGGCUUCUUCAUAUUAGUGUUUGGAACGCUGCUAGACAAAAAGGUGCGGUCAGAAAUUUCGCUCAAGUCUCUGUCUUCUGGAACAAGGACCACCAGUGCAAACUCGUCAAGUGGAUGGCAGUUUUUCAGGAACCUGCGGAAAAGAGGUGGCAACAAUGUUUCAUCGAAUGACUCUGGAUUUGUGUCAUCUAAUCGCACUCAAUCUGCAUCCGGGUCUGGGCCUGUGUCACAUAAUGACUCUGGAUUGGGGUCUGACGUUGGGGUCUGACGUCACCAAUACUUGAUCACUGGCCGUGCUGACCAAGCAACAAACUGUUUCAAAAUAUUGUGUCAAUGCUGAGACCCAAAUUUUGUUACUACUGCACUAUUUUUCUCCAUAUUGUCUCACUUGUGACCAUAUGAUGACUGAGUGGUUAGCAUGCUGGCCUCAGAUUGAGGGUUGGAAUCUCCGUUUGGGUAUCUCUGUGUUGAGUUAGCAUGUUGUCCAAAUUGCCCGUAGGUGUGAAUGGGAGUGUGACUGGUUGUGUGUCUAAAUGUGUGUAAAAUUAUUUGUUCUGGCUCAAUCUGUCACAAUCGUGAGACCUUUAUUAACUGUACAGAUGUUUUUUCUUUUCCACCACAAUUCCAAACAUUGUAGUGAUGGGAAGUUCAGGUAUUUUAGAGAAAUUUUAGCUCGGCUCUCGAAAAAGGAGCCAGUACUUCAGGCUCCUAAAUAGGUUAAGUAAGUUGAUUCCUUACCAAAAGACGUGUAAAACAAAUUUCUUAUUAAAAAAAUAGAAUUACAGUGGCUACCUUGGUUAGCGUCCGCUCCGGUUAGCAUGUUUUUCAGUUAACGUUGACAAUUUAUGCCAAUGUUUUGCCUCGGUUUGCGUACAUUUUCCAGUUAGCGUACAAUAUGACUUGUUGUGUUAUUGAUACACUGUGUCAGUCCAAUGUAUUUUUAUCACAAAGCGUCCUUGUUAGCAUCCUUAGCUUGCUAACAAAAUGACAACCAGAAGUCAGCUAUGUCGCCCGUCUAUGAAGUCAUUAGCGGUUGACUCUCAAAAAUGUUUUUAUAGUUUUCCAGUUAUAGUUUUACAUGCAUAAACCAUUCUAAAUGCAUAAAAAUGAUGAAGGAAAGGGAGAAAUGAACAUUUAAGGUUACUUUUACCUUUAUAGAAGACAUGACUGUUUCCAAAGACACGAUGUGGCAGCAAGGUCAACAACUCACUGUCAUGAGUUAUUCACUGAAUUCAACAGUGCUCUCACCUUCUUUACCAAAAUGCUGGAGAAGGCGUUGAUCUUGCUGCCACAUCGUGUCUUUGGGAACUGUCACGUCAAGAAGCACGUCUUCAAUGAAGGUAAAAGCGACCUUAAAUGUUCAUUUAUCAUUAUUUAUAUGUAUUCAUAUGCAUUUUGAAUUGUGUUCUGUUUAUUUAAGGCUUUAUUUAUAUGCUCACCAUGGAACGAAUUGCAACAAAAAGUAAUUAUAUAGCAAAAAAACAAAGACCCACAUCAAUUAGACAAAAAGGUCCUGAUUGUGUUUUGUAAAUCUCCAACUAUUUACAGUGAAACAACAAAACAUCAGCAUCAGCAAAGCAUUACAGGUCGGUAGCCUGUGUAAUGCGUUGUAAACUAAGGAUAAUAGUGUAAAAGUGAUUAUGGGGUGUUAUUUCAUGUCUACAGGACUCUAAAAAUUUGAUUUAGAAAGUCAUAAACAGUUCUUUCUAUGCUCUAACUAUGUCAUUUCUUAAUAUUGAAUCCUAUUUCCUAAUUCACUUACCUAGUCGGGUCUGGAACGAAUUAACCGCGAUAAACAAGGGACGUAUUCCUACGUUUUUGUGGGUAGUGUAAGCUUCAUUGGUUUGCACUGUUAACUAAUUGAUACAAGCCAUCGCCGGCUGUGAAACAUCACUUUUGUUAAUGAUCUGCGUCAUUCAAGAAGUUUGAUGUACUUGCACUGUAUCUCCAUUACCUGGUGAAUGAGGCACUUUAUGUGUAUAAUAGAUUUGUGAGAAUUCUAUGUGUUUCGUGGAAGUAUUUUGCCCAGUUUGUACAGUAGCACUUGCAACGAAUGGAAUGAUGUCAUUUAUGAAAUUAAUGUCAUUUGAUGCGAUUUGGAUGUUUCAUGGCCAACAAAGCUAAACACUCCAAAGCAUAUUGAAGAUCCAUUUUUCAUUUGAAUGAAUUUGUCUUUCAUAAAUAUAUUCAUAAUAAUAUGCUAUAUUGUUUUCGUUGAUGUAUAAUUGAUGACACAUGAUAUGUUUUGUGUUGUUUCUGUUUACACUUCUUUGUGUUAUUUAAAUGAUGUGCAUGUGUGUUAGUGAAACUGUGCUGCCAAGCAGAUUUCGAAAUGUUUAAGCCUAAUUUAAGGCAAUAAUUUCAUGAUAAAGGUCAAAUGUAUUUGGACGAUUUAAGUGCAGGUAAACCCUUACAAUGUCUACGAUUUGUGCUCAGAAAUGGCUUUGUCCUCAAG
Dunckerocampus dactyliophorus (ringed pipefish) is the source of this 5699-nucleotide messenger RNA. RefSeq names its product adhesion G protein-coupled receptor F4-like. The record is from RefSeq and is a predicted model, not a curated record. Gene Ontology annotation, cellular component: membrane. The transcript is spliced from 20 exons. Gene Ontology annotation, biological process: cell surface receptor signaling pathway; G protein-coupled receptor signaling pathway. The coding region runs from base 708 to 3512 and encodes 934 amino acids. Gene Ontology annotation, molecular function: G protein-coupled receptor activity. Lineage: Eukaryota; Metazoa; Chordata; Actinopteri; Syngnathiformes; Syngnathidae.